AUACUGUGUUCUCUAUCUAAAAAUAGCUAUUGUUUUUUAUCCACCACCAACAUCUGAACUAGUCUUAAACGAGCACAUGUAUAAUAUAUAAUAUUGAAAAGGUAAUAAAAAGGAUAGAAGAAGAAAAAAUGUGUUGCGCAUUAUAAACUAAUUUUCAUUCAAGUCGAAUAGUUUGUGAGAGCUCUUCCCACAAGUCAAAUCCACUAUCUUGUUUCUACCCCCAAAACUUGAAGACUUGUAUGUAGAUUUAUAUAUAUAGAGACAAAAUCCCCUUUGGUUCAUUUAUUUAAUGUUAAGGUCCAAUUAAGUCGGCUGGUACGAACACAUGAGAAAAUCAAAGAAGACAAUUAUGAAAAUAUUGUUCCAUAUCACCUUGUUUUUAACACUUCUUUUAUGUAUUCAUCAGAUUUUCCGAAGUGGUCGACAGCCAAAACUCAAAAAUCCAUGGAGUCUGUAGAAGGAGAAGAAGAUCAAUGCAACCAAAACGAGCAGCUGGCGAAAGAUUCAAUCACAAAUGGUCAACAUCCUCUUCAACACCAUCACCAUUAUCAUCAUCAUCAUCAAUUUGUUCGUAAAGUUUCCAAGAGUUUGGUUCUGUUUUCGGCAUUAGCUCUUGCCAUAUUUGUUGUCUAUCACUCCUCAAAACUUCCUGCUUCACUCCACAAUUCAUUUUCCUCAUCAAUGCCAAAGGAACUUGUUGAGUUGAGUAAAGUAAUGGAAAAGACAGCCAUGAAAGACAAAACAGUGGUGAUAACCACAUUGAAUGAAGCAUGGGCAGUACCAAACUCAAUAUUUGAUCUCUUCCUAGAGAGCUUCAAAAUUGGGAACCAAACAAAAUGGCUGUUGAACCAUUUGGUAGUUGUUGCCUUGGAUCAGAAAGCAUAUGAUCAAUGCUUAAAAGUACAUCCCAAUUGCUACAAACUCAAAACCGAAGGCAUUGAUUUCUCAAGCGAAGCUUAUUUCAUGACCAAAGACUACCUAAAGAUGAUGUGGAGAAGGAUUCUGUUUCUCCAAACUGUUCUUGACUUGGGUUACAACUUCAUUUUCACGGAUGCGGAUAUAAUGUGGUUUCGAGAUCCAUUUCCACACUUUCAUGCAGACGCUGAUUUCCAAAUAGCUUGUGACUAUUUCCGGGGUAACUCUUCCAACUUAAACAAUUCACCGAACGGAGGUUUCACCUACGUAAGAUCAAACCAGAAAACCAGACAAUUUUACAGAUUUUGGUACGUAUCAAGGAACCUAUACCCAAACAAUCAUGACCAAGAUGUGCUCAACAGGAUCAAACACGACCCUUUUCUCAAGCACAUCGGAUUGCAAAUCCGGUUCUUGGAAACCAAAUUCUUUGGUGGAUUUUGUCAACGAAGUGAAGACUUCAAUUUGGUUUGCACAAUGCAUGCGAAUUGUUGCGUUGGUUUGGACAACAAGAUAUAUGAUCUUAAGAUCAUGCUUGAUGAUUGGAGGAAGUAUAUGUCGAAAUCUAGAAACGGGACGUCAUUGUUAGAAAAAUCAUCUUGGAACGUUCCUCAACAUUGCGGACCAGCAUCGUUUCGACCUCGUCGAAUGCCAAAGAAUGGAACUCAAGGAGGCACAUGAAAAGACAUGAUAUGCCCAUAUCUACGUGGAAUUAGGAAUUGGAAUUCAUAUGUAACCCUUUGGAUUUAAGAAAUGAAAAUCGUAGCUGAUUGAAGUAAUCAAUCAUUUACUUCAUUAAUUAGUAACCCCACUAAAAUUUGGAUUUACUUCUAAUUAAUUAAUUGUGUUUCCAUUGCCGAUGGAAGAUAAGGGUAUGGGUUUCGAGGGUCCACAAUGUAAAGCUCAGAGGGAUCCCUCCAUCUUUCAAUUAAGCGUAACAAAAAGGUUGAAAAUAUAAUUUCUUUGUUCAAAAAAAAAU
Oldenlandia corymbosa var. corymbosa is the source of this 1891-nucleotide messenger RNA. The record is from the annotation of a GenBank genome assembly. Lineage: Eukaryota; Viridiplantae; Streptophyta; Magnoliopsida; Gentianales; Rubiaceae.